This is a messenger RNA of Scedosporium apiospermum, 1215 nucleotides long. Its product is annotated as S-adenosylmethionine synthase. The transcript has 3 exons. Bases 1 to 1215 code for a protein of 404 amino acids. The record is from RefSeq and is a predicted model, not a curated record. Gene Ontology annotation, cellular component: cytosol. Gene Ontology annotation, biological process: S-adenosylmethionine biosynthetic process. NCBI's taxonomy places the organism in Eukaryota, Fungi, Ascomycota, Sordariomycetes, Microascales, Microascaceae. Gene Ontology annotation, molecular function: methionine adenosyltransferase activity; ATP binding.
AUGGCCGCCAACAACGUCAACGGUAACGGUGUCCACGCCGAGCUUUCUUCGUGGCAGCACUACAACCAGGGUACUUUCCUGUUCACCUCCGAGUCCGUCGGUGAGGGUCACCCCGACAAGAUUGCCGAUCAGGUCUCCGAUGCCAUUCUCGAUGCCUGCUUGCGCGAUGACCCCCUCUCCAAGGUCGCCUGUGAGACUGCGACCAAGACCGGUAUGAUCAUGGUCUUCGGCGAGAUUACCACCAGCGCCAAGCUCGACUACCAAAAGGUAGUCCGUGACGCCGUCAGGGAUAUCGGCUACGACGACUCGUCCAAGGGCUUCGACUACAAGACCCUCAACCUCCUCGUCGCCAUCGAGCAGCAGUCUCCCGAUAUCGCACAGGGUCUCCACUACGAUGAGGCCCUCGAGAAGCUCGGUGCUGGUGACCAGGGUAUCAUGUUCGGAUAUGCCACCGACGAGACCCCUGAGCUCUUCCCCCUCACCCUUCUCUUCGCCCACCAGCUCAAUGCUGCCAUGUCCGCCGCCCGCCGCGACGGCUCCCUUCCCUGGCUCCGACCCGACACCAAGACCCAGGUCACUAUUGAGUACAAGCACGACAACGGUGCCGUCGUUCCCCUCCGCGUCCACACCGUCGUCGUCUCUGCUCAGCACAGCGCCGAUAUCACCACCGAGAAGCUCCGACAGGAGAUCAAGGAGAAGAUCAUCAAGAAGACCAUCCCUGCUAAGUACUUGGAUGACAACACCAUCUACCACAUUCAACCCUCUGGUCUCUUCAUCAUCGGUGGUCCCCAGGGUGACGCCGGUCUCACUGGUCGCAAGAUCAUUGUUGACACCUACGGUGGUUGGGGCGCUCACGGUGGUGGUGCCUUCUCCGGCAAGGAUUUCUCCAAGGUCGACCGAUCUGCCGCCUACCUCUCUCGAUGGAUUGCCAAGUCCCUCGUCGCCGCCAAGCUCUGCCGCCGUGCCCUCGUCCAGCUUUCGUACGCCAUUGGUGUUGCCGAGCCCCUUUCCAUCUACGUCGAUACCUACGGCACCUCCGAGAAGACCUCUGAGGAGCUUGUGGAGAUUAUCCGCAACAACUUCGACAUGAGGCCCGGUGUCAUCGUCCGUGAGCUCGACCUCGACAAGCCCAUCUACCUCCAGACCGCCAAGAACGGUCACUUCGGCACCAACCAGAGCUUCAGCUGGGAGAAGCCCAAGGCUCUCAAGUUCUAA